AUGACUACUACACAGGGCUACAGCACUCUCGAGUGGAAUCCUCGACAACCACCCGAAGCGAUGUCUGGAAUUGAAGUAAUUCCUAACUACGGAGUCAAUAGAUGGGACGAAGAGGGUCGCUAUCUUCAACCAGACACGAAUAAAUAUCACAAGCCUCCAGGGCAGAGUUAUGAAUUAUCAGAUGGGCAACCAUCGAGCUCGGACUCCGAUGCUAUGAGCAAAGGACAAGGACGGAAGUUUUGUGGUUUUUCCCGACGGAUCUCCAUCGCAAUACUCGUCGUCUGUCUGCUAGUGGUCAUUGGUGCCAUCGCUGGUGGUGUUGCUGGGGGUUUGCAAAAAGGGGGAAGCCCCUCCAAGAGUGCACAAGUUGUAGGAAGCAUUCUUGACACGACAAGGCUCGCAGCUGCGAACAGAACCAUCAACGGGUCAAUGCAGCACACUGUCCUUUUUCAGGACGGUAACGGCGCCCUGAUGACACGCUAUCGAAUGACACCUUUAUCAGAGUGGAAAUCCGUCAACUUGACACUCAAAUUCGCGUCUUCGAAGGAAGAUGAAAGAGUCGAGCUUCCACCUGGUGCCCCAUUGGCGGCUCUUUCGUGCGCGGAUUGGGGAUGUGGCGACACUAUGGUCGUCUACCUCGGGACUGACAGAAUUCUUCAUGGUAUCAGAGAUGAUAGUGAGAGAGGGAGUGUCGAAUGGUACCCAAGAACCUCUGUUGCGACGGCAAAUCUUUCGGCAUCUCUCAAUUCGCAACUAGCAGCUUCAAUAAGCAAAUCAUUCUAUGACGAUGAGGAAGGCUUCCAGCGGCUCGGAGUCCACCGUCUUCUAGCGUACCAAGAUUCAGACGGCCACGUUUUUGUCUCCAAUGACAGCAAUAAGUGGGUUCCAAAGUCGGUGGACGACCAUUUGCCAAACCUCACGACCGGAACAAGUCUUGCCAUCAUUUCUCAACUACGCGGUGUGGAGCUAGACAAAGUCAGUCUGGUGUCUAAAGUGACGGGCAGGACCGACGCUGCCACGACGGAGUAUGCCAUGCUGGAAGCAACAUAUCCAUUAGCCGAAACAAAUGAUACUUGGACUCGCGCUGAGUCAAAACAACAAUUUGCCGUCACGAUGCGCAACAAUUGGAGGGAAAGUGUUUACCUCAUCCUUUCAUCCAACGGCACAAUAUCUGGUCGCAUAGUUGGGCCGCGCAAUGAAACCAUACCAAAUAUCCAGGUUAGAGAAUCUGGCGAGCUAAAGAUGGCGAACUUCUCCGCUAUCGCGACGACGAUGGACGGGUUUCUUUACGGCUUCAUCAACGAUACAAUAAGUGAGUAUUCCUUCGAUGCGUCGGAUUCUUCAAUCUUGAAUUUCGAAGGGAUUGUCUACGAUAAGUCCGUCUCGGGAACAUGA
Molecule: messenger RNA, 1395 nt
Organism: Colletotrichum gloeosporioides
Lineage: Eukaryota; Fungi; Ascomycota; Sordariomycetes; Glomerellales; Glomerellaceae
Exons: 2
Coding region: 1-1395 (464 amino acids)
Source: RefSeq, a predicted model, not a curated record